Messenger RNA from Trichomycterus rosablanca, 2013 nucleotides. RefSeq names its product polyunsaturated fatty acid 5-lipoxygenase-like. Lineage: Eukaryota; Metazoa; Chordata; Actinopteri; Siluriformes; Trichomycteridae. The transcript has 14 exons. The record is from RefSeq and is a predicted model, not a curated record. Gene Ontology annotation, molecular function: arachidonate 12(S)-lipoxygenase activity; iron ion binding; arachidonate 15-lipoxygenase activity. Bases 1 to 2013 code for a protein of 670 amino acids. Gene Ontology annotation, biological process: hepoxilin biosynthetic process; lipid oxidation; linoleic acid metabolic process.
AUGGAGUACACAGUGACAGUAGCUACAGGUACAUUAGAGUACUCUGGUACAAAUAACUAUGUAUAUGUGACUCUGGUGGGGGAGAAGGGACAAAGUGAGAGGACGCUGCUGGACAACCGAGGCCUGGAUCUCCGUAGAGGCGCGGUUGAUGAUUACACAGUAAAGAGCUCAGUUCCUCUGGGUCGCCUGCUCCUUGUGCGCUUAGAGAAACAGAGGUACUGGGUGGAGGAUAAUUGGUACUGCCGCUAUGUUAAGGUCACACCUGCAGCAGGAGGAAAAAACUCUCAAACAUUCCCCUGUUAUUGCUGGCUAGUGGGGGAUGUGACAGUAGAGGUACGCGAUGGUACAGCUAAGAAGCUGAGUGAGGAGAUUCAUCCUGAGGAGCUGGCUCAUAGACAAGCAGAGCUACAGCAAAAACAGAAAAUAUAUCGAUGGCAAGAAUGGGCUCCAGGUAUUCCCAAAUGCAUAGAUGCAAAAACAGAGGCAGACCUACCCCAGGAUGUUCGCUUUGCCAAUGAGAAGCGCUGCGACUUUGAACGAUCACUUCACUUAGCGCUUUUGGAACUUUCUUUGAAGAAGCUGGUCAUUUGGUUUGGACAGUCUUGGAAUGAUCUGGAAGAUUUUAAGCAAAUAUUUUGGAAACUGAAGAGUCCCUUUGGUGAAUAUGUCAUGGAACACUGGAAGGAGGACUGGUUCUUCGGGUAUCAGUUCAUGAAUGGCUCAAAUCCACGAAUGAUCCAAAGGUGCAUGAGUCUGCCUUCCAACUUUCCUGUUUCAGGAGAUAUGGUGCAGGCCUUCCUCAGCCCUAAUACUACUCUGGACAAAGAGCUCAAGGCUGGAAAUGUAUAUCUUGUUGACUAUGCAAUAAUGGAUGGUGUCCCUGCAAAUGUGAUCAGAGGAAAAACACAGUAUAUCGCAGCUCCUUUGUGUUUACUAUAUGAUCAUCCAGACAAAGGCCUUAUUCCUAUUGCCAUACAGCUUGAGCAGAAUCCAAGCAGGGACACCCCAAUCUUUCUUCCAAAUGACCCACCCCUUGCCUGGUUAUUGGCUAAAAUAUGGGUUCGUCAUGCAGAGUUCCAGAUUUUUCAGGUUCUGUCACAUCUGUUGCGCACUCACCUUGUAAUUGAGGUGUUCUGUGUGGCCACACUGCGCCAACUCCCUUCAGUCCACCCAAUAUACAAGCUGCUCACUCCUCAUUUGAGGUACACACUAGAGAUAAACUGCCGUGGGCGUUCACAGCUCAUCUCUAAUGAUGGCAUCUUUAAAAGGGUGGCGUCUACAGGUGGUGAUGGACUGCUAAUCCUGUCUCAAAGAGAGUAUAAGGUCCUGACCUAUCGCUCCCUCCAACCACGAUUUGACUUCCUUGACCGUGGUGUUACUAAACUCAAAAACUACUACUACAGAGAUCAUGCUCUGAUGCUUUGGGAUGCCAUUCACAACUUUGUAUCAAGCAUGGUCUCUCUGUAUUACAAAAGUGACCAAGAGGUGGCACAGGACUCUGAACUGCAGGCAUGGAUUAAGGAUGUGGUUGAGAAAGGCUUUGCGGACGUGCCCCAGUUUGGUCUCUCUAAAGAACUAAAGAAAAAAGUGGAACUGGUCACUCUUUUAAGUGUGGUCAUAUUUACUGCCACAGCACAACAUGCAGCAACCAACAAUGGACAGUUUGAUUAUUGUUCCUGGGUACCCAACACACCUUGCACCAUGCGUCAGCCUUCACCCAAAGACAAGGAUGCUGUCACUAUGGGACUAAUCAUGGACUCACUACCAGAUAUCAGCCAGUCAUGUAUGGAGUUGGCAAUCACAUGGCAUUUGGGAAGGCUCCAGCCAGAUGCAAUACCUCUGGCAAAGUAUGAGGAAGAGUACUUUACAGAGCCGGCAGCCCAAAAGGCACUUGACAGGUUCAGGCAGGAGCUGAAGGACAUUGAGAAGCAGAUUCUGGAUCAGAACAAGGGCCUUGAACCUCCAUAUCUUUACCUCUGUCCUAGCCGAAUAGAGAACAGCAUUACUAUAUAG